AGAAGAAAAAUACACAUACGUUUGUCAUUCAAUUAAAAAUCUCCGAAGGUUUAAGUUCAGUUUUCAAAUCGUUCAACAAACAAAUAAUUUAAAAUGUUAUUAAGAAAUAUACUUAAACACAAAGUGAUAUUAAAUUUUAACUAUUACAGAUGCUGUAGUAAAUUCGCCUAUACACACCAGCCUGGAAAAGAACCUUUACAAUAUAAAAAUUUGGGGCAACAUAUAGAAAGAGCUGUUGAAAAAUAUGGACCACAAAUAGCAAUAAAAUCUAGCUACGAAGAAAAGCAUUUAAGUUUUGAAGAAUCGUAUAAAGAGGCCAUUAAUUUAGCGGCAAAGCUUCGAGAAAUGGGUUUAAAUCAAGGGGAUCAUUUGGGAAUUUGGGCUCCCAACACCAUACAAUGGUAUAUAACCUUUUUGGCUUCUGCCAUUGGAGGUUUUCCUUUGGUAUGUAUUAAUCCUGCAUUACAAGUUCCCGAACUGGAAUAUGCUUUGAAGAAGGCAAAAGUCAAGUGUUUAAUAACAAUGGAUUCCUAUGGUAAAUUAGAUUUUCAAAACAAAUUGAAACAAUUGUACUUAGCAGAGAGCACUAAGCAAAGUCCACUUUCAAUUAUCAUAAAAAGUGAUAAGAGUGAUGAAAAUUUCAUAAAUUAUGAUGAUAUACUAGAAAAGAAGUCUGACCUACAAAAUAUAGACGCUCUGAAGAUAGAGAUGCCUCAGAUAUCGCCUAAAAUUCCGUGUGUUAUACAAUUCACAUCGGGCACAACGGGUCAGCCUAAAGCCGCUUUACUUUCUCAUUACAAUAUGGUUAACCAGGCAUUUUAUAUGGGAAGAGCUUUAAGAUUGCACCCAGAAGGCAAAUCAUUAUGCCUUACUGUACCAAUGUUCCAUGCUUUUGGUUUAAGCAUAUUAGCAAGUUGUCUUUACUAUGGCAGUACUGUAUGUCUGCCAAGUCCAACAUUUAAUGCAGUAUCCGCCCUGGAAUCCAUAGAACGUGAUAAGUGCAAUGUAGUAGUUGGCACACCCACCAUGUUUGUUGAUAUGCUGGAUAAUCAGUCUAGACUUCAAAAAUCGGUUGAUAGUUUAGAAGCUGCAUUUGUAGGCGGUUCGGCCUGUAGUCCAGAAGUUGCCAUACAAUCUAAAAAAGUAUUUCAGCUACGCGAUAUGGUGAUAGGAUAUGGCUUGUCAGAGGGCACAGCGGCUGUUUUUGCCCAAGAUGGCUCUGAAACCCUAGAAAGUUCUCUACAUUCUGUAGGGAAAAUAUUCGGCCAUGGUGAAGCAAAAAUCAUAGACGACAAAGGAAAUACCUUGAAUUUUGGAGAAGUGGGAGAGCUUUGUAUUCGUGGUUGGUUUAACAUGUUAGGUUACUUUGAAGACGAGGAAAAUACUCGUAAAACUAAGGAUGUAAAUGGCUGGCUAAAGACUGGCGAUCAAUUUUUAUUAGAAUCUAAUGGUGUGGCGCGGUAUCAGGGUCGCAAAAAGGAUGUAAUUAUAAGAGGAGGAGAGAAUGUAUUUCCUAAAGAGGUAGAAGACUUCAUAAAUCAACACGACAGUGUUCUAGAAUCUCAUGUUAUUGGUGUGCCGGAUCAUCGUUUGGGUGAAGAAAUCUGUGUUUAUAUGCGCUUGAAGAAAGGUGCUAAACCUUUGACUGUUGAAGAUAUUAAGUUAUUCUGUAAGGGCAAAUUGGCUUAUUUCAAAGUACCUAAAUAUGUGAGAAUAGUGGAUGAUUUUCCCAAAACCACUUCAGGAAAAAUACAAAAGUUUAAAUUACAGGAACUGUUUAAAAGUGAAAAAUGAAUCCCGAGUUAUUAUAAACCAUAAACUUGGCAAAGAAAAAUGAACAGAAAUAAUUUAACGAAAAUUCUUAAACGGUAUUUUUGGUUUAUCAUUGUUUACUAAACAAUAAAAGAAUAAAGUAAUUAUGUGAACAAGUUUAUAUCACGUAGUACUAUUUAAGUACAAUAAUGUAUAGUAUACACUUAAGAACGAUAUACACGAUAUUUAAUACAAAUAAUAUAUUCAUUCAUUAUCUAAAAAUAAAAUUAUUUAAUAAGUA
Molecule: messenger RNA, 2053 nt
Organism: Lucilia cuprina (Australian sheep blowfly)
Lineage: Eukaryota; Metazoa; Arthropoda; Insecta; Diptera; Calliphoridae
Product: medium-chain acyl-CoA ligase ACSF2, mitochondrial-like
Exons: 4
Coding region: 94-1794 (566 amino acids)
Biological process (GO): fatty acid metabolic process
Molecular function (GO): medium-chain fatty acid-CoA ligase activity
Source: RefSeq, a predicted model, not a curated record